Messenger RNA from Penicillium oxalicum, 3192 nucleotides. RefSeq names its product exoribonuclease II. The record is from RefSeq and is a predicted model, not a curated record. The transcript is spliced from 2 exons. Gene Ontology annotation, molecular function: RNA binding; 3'-5'-RNA exonuclease activity. The coding region runs from base 1 to 3192 and encodes 1063 amino acids. Gene Ontology annotation, biological process: mRNA catabolic process. Gene Ontology annotation, cellular component: exosome (RNase complex); P-body. NCBI's taxonomy places the organism in Eukaryota, Fungi, Ascomycota, Eurotiomycetes, Eurotiales, Aspergillaceae.
AUGGUUUUAACGAGAGUGAGGCUGGUACAAAAUCUGGCCAGAACCCGAAAUUUUCAAUCGAGAUGCAUCAUUCAGCAUAGUCGGGGCUCAGGCCUCAGUUCGCGCACGGCGACUGUCCCGUCUCUGUCAAGCGCACGAUUGCUAUCAACUUCGCGAGCCCUGCGGCUGGUGACAGGCGAGCCGGUCGAAGAUGAGAAACUUUUCACUGAGCAGAUUCCGCACGAGGCGGCUAGCCCCGAAGAUAAUGCCCGCUUGCAGGCCGAGCUGGAGACCUAUCGCGACAUUCGUGAAUAUCUACGAAAAUGGAACGAGACCAACCCGAACAUCCUCGACCCUGUGCGAGAGCCCGGCACCGCGAUGUCGUUUGAAGAUCCUGGUCAGCUGGUUGGCAACAUGCUCAAUGGCCGUGAGGCGUCCGAUGCGCUUUGGGCAAGCUCGGAGUUGUCAAAUAAGGACGACUUUGAUACGUCUGAGGAAUUUGAAGGCGAUCAUCUUGAACCCGGGGAUCUCGUGGCUCGACUCACUUGCGACGGCGUGUUCAGUUUUGCCAUUUACGUUCGAUCCGUUCACAAACAAAAACAAGUGUACACAAAUCGGGGCAACUGGCGAAUAUGCUCGAAUCGAGAGAUUGACUAUGUCGUGAAAGAUUUUGCAUCGCAAAAAUUCAUUGACCCCAUUAAGCCUUACUUUCCCAACCGUCCCCCUCGAGCUCUGUCGGAGAUUCAAUCGGUCCCCGAAGGUGGCCUUCCGAGGCCCUUGGGCCGACCUCUCAUUGAGAUGAUGGUAGACUUUGAGCAGCAAGUCUCCGAUUUCUAUCGAGAGAAUUCCCAGCUCCUCGAUAAUAUUCAUGAUAUGGUGGCGGAUGACUCUGAGUUUCUUCGUCUGACUCUUGAGGAGCUUGCAAUGAAGCUUUUGAAUGUUGACGAGUCAGAACUGAACAGAGUCAAUCUGUUCGCAGUUCACCAAGCGGUGCGCCGUCGCCCUUUCGCCAUCGACAGAGAUUUCAAUUCCCUUUUUCAUCCGGUGUACUUGAUUCAGCCAAAAAGAAUCACCAACACGGUUAGGCAGGUGACCACAUGGGUGCACGAACAUCAGGAAUACCUGGUUCGCGCCGCCAUGGUCAAAGAUACGCCUGGCUUCAGGGACCAUCCGAUGCAACAAUUUGUCCAAAAGGCCCAACGUCUCAUCCGCCUCAGCCGCAAAGUGAGGUCUCCCACUGUCAUGUCCAGUGUCGGUCCAUCGUCUCAAAAGUUUCGCCCCGGGCAAGACGACAAGCCGUCGGUGUAUCGCGAAGUGUUGACGGAAAAGUUCUCCAAGACCGACCAAACAAUUAUAGAGUACAUGCAGUUGUACGCCAUACCCUCGGUCGCAAUGCCUUCUGGUACCUUGCGCUCGACGGCCUCCCAUGUCAUGCGUGCCACGGGUAUGUACAAUACCCUGGGUCUGAGUGAGUCAUCAACGCGCAUGUUCCUUCAAGAGCUCGGUGUGAUCUCACCAUGGGAAAACCUGAGUCUUCUCGAUCAGAAUGUUCUGCUUCCCGGGCAUGGCAUGUCCCUGAUGGAAGACAUGAAAUGGGAAGAACUUGAAGAAACCUGCGUAGCCCUGCCAGAAUCCAUGACGGACUCGAUGAAAGAUCUACGAAGGGAUUGGGGUGACCUACCGGUUUACUGUAUCGACGCCGUGACAGCUCAGGAAAUUGACGAUGGCGUCUCGCUGGAGCGAAUCCCCGGCGUCGAUGACCAAUUCUGGGUUCGAAUUCACGUCGCCAACCCAACAGCGUUCUUUAAACAGGACCAUCCCCUGAUGGAGUAUGCGAAGUCACGGCUUGCCACCACGUACGCACCCGAGCGCACGUAUCCUAUUUUCCCCAAGAGCUUUACCCAAACCCAUUUCAGUUUGAUGGAUGGUCGACCCACAUUGACUUUCAGCGCCAAAAUGAAUCUACAAGGAGAGAUACUCGACACAGAAGUGACCAACGGUAUUAUUCGAAAUGUCGUCAGCUUAACACAUAGCACCUUGCAAGGGUUCCUGGACCCGGACACCAAGUCUUCCACCGAGUUGCUGACUGUAGGUGGUGAACCGAUUGAGCAACCCCUACCAGCAGGAAAGGUCAUGCGAGAGAAUCUCACGGCCGAAGACCAAGAAACAUUCACGAUCCUACGCAAUCUCAUGCUUGGUUUCCGCACUCAGCGGCAGAAGAAUGGGGCCAUGGAUAUCCAACCUCCACGGCCCGACACCCCUCUGUCAGUCCACUUGGGCACGACUUCACCCAAACCAUACGACAUUCAAGUGACCGAAGGUCGAUACUACCUUGGCGAUCCGAUCAUUCGUCUGCAAAUGUCCGACUUUGACCCUCACGAAGUCCGUGAUGAGUCGAAGCGUUACCUGGUCUCUCUACUGAUGAAUCUGGCCGGCCAUAUUGCUGGACAAUUCUGCGCGGCCCGCAACAUCCCCGUCGUAUACAAUGGCACGUGGUAUGAUCCUGAAUACGGAUCCGUCACGCGAGAAAACAUGAAUCAGUUCGGUGGGGAAAAAUUCUACCAGCUCGCACUGCCCAAGGCUGUAUCCGCAUCUACACCGCUGCGUCAUCAUAUGCUCGGUCUGGACGCAUACGUUAAAAGCACAAGUCCACUGCGCCGAUUCAGCGACGUCAUAGCCCACUACCAAAUCGAAGCCGCGCUGCGAUUUGAGUAUGAACACGGCCGACAAUUCGAUGCUGCCGUGAGCAUCACAGAGAAUGAGCACGGCGAGAUCGAGUCUGAAACGUCCGAUGCCCCGGUCUCUAUCCUCCCAUACUCUCACGCCGAAGUUGACAACCACAUCGAGUACUCUCAACCGAUCCUGGCCAGACUCCGCGCCAUUUCCACAUAUUCCACCCAACAUUGGGCCUGUAUGCUCCUCUUCCGCGCCUUCUAUUUUGCCGAGUGUGCACUGCCGGAAUCGUUCCCCGUAGUCUUGCGCUCGCUGCGCGUUGGCUCCGAGGUCGAAGAAACAGUCUACUCGGGCAUCAUCGCCAAUUUGGGCGUGAAUUGUACCAUCACGAUACCGGAGGACUGUCCGGAGCACGAAAAGAUGGAUGUCUUUGGGCUUGUCGACGCACGAAUCACAGCUGUGGAUAUGGCGAACCUUGAAGUCAAAAUGGAGGCAAGGCGAUUGAUUAAGCCGUUCCAGAGGACGGGCGACUGGGCUUGA